GGGAAAGGCGCUCAGAGAGUUUUUGGUGUCUGUACCUGCGCGCACUGCAUCAUGAAGCGGCCCUGUGAGGACAGCACGUCCGACAGCGACAUGGAUGAAACCAUUGAUGUGGGCAGCGAGAAUAACUACUCUGGCCAAAGCAAUGGUUCAUUUAUAAGAUGUGGUUCACCCACCACAACAUCCCAAGUCAUGGCCAGAAAGAAGCGGAGAGGGAUCAUUGAAAAAAGAAGGAGGGACCGGAUAAAUAAUAGCUUAUCAGAGUUGCGUCGCCUGGUGCCAACAGCAUUUGAAAAACAGGGCUCUGCCAAGUUGGAGAAAGCGGAAAUAUUGCAGAUGACAGUGGAUCAUCUGAAGAUGCUUCAGGCCACAGGAGGAAAAGGAUAUUUCGACGCUCAUUCUCUGGCCAUGGACUUCAUGAGCAUCGGUUUCCGGGAGUGUCUGACUGAAGUGGCCAGGUAUUUGAGCUCUGUGGAAGGCCUGGACUCCAGCGACCCUCUCCGCGUCCGUCUGGUUUCUCACCUCAGCAGCUGUGCCUCGCAGAGGGAAGCAGCCGCCAUGACCACAUCCAUAGCCCAUCACCAGCAGGCCCUUCACCCACACCAUUGGGCCGCCGCUUUGCAUCCCAUACCUGCUGCGUUCCUACAGCAGAGCGGACUUCCCUCCUCAGAGAGCUCGUCCGGCAGGCUGUCUGAGGCUCCUCAAAGAGGCGCAGCCCUUUUCUCCCAUAGUGACUCGGCACUCAGAGCGCCCUCUACUGGAAGUGUGGCUCCUUGCAUACCACCGCUGUCCACUUCGCUGCUUUCGUUAUCAGCGACCGUUCAUGCAGCAGCCGCUGCAGCUGCAGCUCAAACCUUCCCUCUAUCAUUUCCCGCUGGAUUCCCACUCUUCAGCCCCAGCGUUACAGCAUCUUCAGUGGCUUCUUCCACCGUGAGCUCUUCCGUUUCCACAUCCACCACAUCCCAACAGAGCAGCGGGAGCAGCAGUAAACCAUACCGACCGUGGGGAACUGAAGUGGGAGCGUUUUAAAUGUUGGAUUUAAAUGUUGGACGUCUUCCAUGCUUUGUACAUAAAGGAAAGAAACGGCUAUUGUGCCUGCUUUGGUCAGCAGCAUGGGCUUUUGUCUUCCUCUACACUGCACAUAUGCAACGUCAAACAUAAGCCAACAUUCUGGGAAGAAAAGAAAGACUUUUACACGUCGCACUGUGUUGGAAACCAAAAAGGAAGUUUGUUUCUGGUUUAACAGUGCCUGCGUAAACGCUGCUCAAAUGCUGCAUUUGAGAUGUAUGCUUUGAAAUCAUCUGACUUCCACAAACACCCAACAGCAGCUUUAGAGUGAACAGCUUGUUCUAAAACAAACCAAAGUUUUGCAGAUAAUCACUAAAGUGAGCUGUUUUUUAAUCUCUGAUUUAACAAUCCAGUUUGUAAAUCUGUACAUGUGUAAGAUUGUAACUAGAGUUUAUAUUGAAAUUAGACCGAGUUCAUUGGUAUGAUGCACUUCAAUCACUACUGUUUGUUUGGGGGGAGACGGGAUCUUCUCCGAUUUAUACAAUAGGCCUACUGAAGUUUUCUUUUGUUUUAAAAUAACAUUCACUAAUACUCAUGUGAGAUUUUCUACUACUGUAGCUGUGUUAAUAACCACCCUCUGUAAGAUGUAACCUUUUCCUAUGCAAAAAAACAAAUGUCCCUCAAGAACAAA
This is a messenger RNA of Danio aesculapii, 1696 nucleotides long. It is a transcript of the gene hey2, whose product is annotated as hes-related family bHLH transcription factor with YRPW motif 2. The transcript has 5 exons. Bases 52 to 1026 code for a protein of 324 amino acids. The record is from RefSeq and is a predicted model, not a curated record. NCBI's taxonomy places the organism in Eukaryota, Metazoa, Chordata, Actinopteri, Cypriniformes, Danionidae. Gene Ontology annotation, cellular component: nucleus. Gene Ontology annotation, molecular function: DNA-binding transcription factor activity, RNA polymerase II-specific; protein dimerization activity; RNA polymerase II cis-regulatory region sequence-specific DNA binding. Gene Ontology annotation, biological process: Notch signaling pathway; circulatory system development; anterior/posterior pattern specification.